AUGCUCGUGGGGAGACUCGUCCUCCUCUUGGCUUGGGCUGUGGUGGGCACGGUGGAUGAGCCAACCAUCGCUGUGGAUGGGGAGGGCACGCUUUAUAUCAAUUCGACGAAUCGCGUGGUCGUCAACGGUGUGGACGUGGUGGCUGUGCUGAAGUCAUUUGCUGUUUUUGGUUCCAACGCGUUUGCGAGUCACACCAUCACCACGACCGCCGAGCUUGCGUACUCGGUGUACGCAGCUGACCUAGACAACGACGAUGACCUCGACGUGCUAAGCGCUAGUGUUGGCCGAGGCCAGAUUGCCUGGUACCGCAACAACGGCGACGGCACCUUCUCCAACCAGAUGAUCAUCACCACAGACGCCGAAGGGGCGCGAUCGGUGUAUGCAGCUGACUUGGACCGGGAUGGCCGUGUUGAUGUUCUCAGCGCUAGCCAAGAUGACAACAAAAUUGCGUGGUACCGCAACAACGGCAAUGGCACCUUUUCUACAGAGAAUGUUAUCACGACGGCCGCUUAUGGAACGCGCUCGGUACAUGCAGCAGACUUGAACAACGACGGUAGCCCUGACGUCCUCAGUGCCAGCUUCAUUGACAACAAGAUUGCUUGGUACCGUAACAACGGCAAUGGGACCUUCUCCGAACAGCUCGUCAUUGCCACGGAUGCGGAUGGUGCUCGCUUGGUUUACGCAGCCGAUCUGGACGGCGACGACAACCUGGAUGUCUUGAGCGCCUGCUAUGACGAUGACAAGAUUGCAUGGUAUCGCAAUCACGGCAACGGCACUUUCUCCCCCCAGAUGAUCAUCACGACCGACGCCGAAGGCGCGCGUUCGGUGUACGCAGCAGACCUUGACAAGGACGGCGACAUGGAUGUCCUCAGUGCUAGCGCCAGCGAUGAUAAGAUCGCGUGGUACCGCAACAACGGCGACGGCGAUUUUUCCGACCAGAUCAUCAUUACCACGGCCGCCGACUACGCGGUAUCCGUGUAUGCGGCAGAUCUGGACAAUGAUGGCGACCUCGACGUCCUCAGCGCCAGCCACAACGACGACAAGAUUGCAUGGUACCGCAACAAUGGCCAGGGUGUUUUUUCCGAUCAAAUCAUCAUCACCACGGCUGCAGAUGCGGUGCACUCUGUCUAUGCCGCGGACCUGAAUGGUGAUGGUUAUAUCGACGUGCUCAGUGCCAGUGCUGAUGACGACAAAAUUGCCUGGUACCGCAAUCGACUGGGGCAAAUGUUUCCUGAGCUCUGA
Messenger RNA from Monosiga brevicollis MX1, 1242 nucleotides. RefSeq lists its product as uncharacterized. The record is from RefSeq and is a predicted model, not a curated record. Bases 1 to 1242 code for a protein of 413 amino acids. The transcript has a single exon. NCBI's taxonomy places the organism in Eukaryota, Choanoflagellata, Craspedida, Salpingoecidae.